Racocetra fulgida is the source of this 530-nucleotide messenger RNA. The record is from the annotation of a GenBank genome assembly. Lineage: Eukaryota; Fungi; Glomeromycota; Glomeromycetes; Diversisporales; Gigasporaceae.
GGACCGUAAAUCUUAAUGGAACUUUUGAUAUGGACUUUAAGGACUGCAACCAAUAUAUCACAGAACCGUUAUACAAAGAUGGAUCUUAUUACAAUGGAUAUUUUUCAGUUCCGUUUGAAAAUAAAUAUAAAUUGAUCUUAAGUUUAUCAAAUAACACAAAAUAUGGAAAACGUGGCAAACAAUUGAUUAAUUUUCAAUUUCAAUUUAUGGAUGAAAAUGCGAAUCUAAAUACUAGUUCACGUUUUUUAUUUAGUGUUUCUGAUUCAGGUGAUGACGCAAUUCAACCUUUUGGAUUAAUGCAAAAAAAUGGCUACUUUUAUAAGGAAUAUCAAAAAAAGUUAAAUGAAGUUUUAUCCACAUUUCCUUUAGUUCAACUUUCAGAAUCGUCUAAUAAUAUUGAUGAUGAAAGUCAAGUUGAACAAUUAGAGAAAAAAAUUAACGAAUUAGAAUUAUUUUUAAGAGAUUAUGUGGUUGAAGCACAGCAAUUAGAUAAAGUUUAUAAUAAUAUUGAAAAUGCUAAAGAUAAAUAA